AUGUUCAGAACCGUGGGUUUGCGACAGUCUUUCCGGGCAGCUCGAUUUGCCCAGGUCCCCCGUAGAUUCAAUUCAACUACCGCCAAAGAGGGCAAGAUGAAUUUGAAAACGUUGGCCAAAAAGUACGGCUGGGUAGCCACCGGUGUUUAUAUCGGCCUUUCGAUGGUCGAUUUGCCACUUUGCUAUUUGGCGGUGCACUCUCUUGGUACCGACAAAUUCAUUGACUACGAAGUGUACCUUCGAGAGAAAAGUGGAUAUACAGUCCCUCGCGAUGAAACAUAUGUGAGCAAAGCUGCUCAGAGUAAACACGGCAUGUUUCUUACCGAGUUGACUGUGGCCUACGUUAUCCACAAAUCCUUAAUCGUGUUCCGUUUGCCAUUGACUGUAUCUAUUACUCCUGGCAUUGCUCGUAAGCUCAGCGAAUGGGGAUUCAAGGUCGGCCCUGCAGCCGUGAAAACCGCAGGCUCGGCAGCGGCGGCGGGCGUCGUGGGCGGCAGUGAAGCCGCUAAGAACGCAGCAAAAGAGACUGUCAAGAAAGAAUUUGGCACUCGACCUAGCUCAACAAAGCGCUGGUUCUCUGGAUUCUUCUGA
This is a messenger RNA of Wickerhamiella sorbophila, 591 nucleotides long. Its product is annotated as N-terminal acetyltransferase 2. Gene Ontology annotation, cellular component: mitochondrion. The coding region runs from base 1 to 591 and encodes 196 amino acids. The transcript has a single exon. Lineage: Eukaryota; Fungi; Ascomycota; Dipodascomycetes; Dipodascales; Trichomonascaceae. The record is from RefSeq and is a predicted model, not a curated record.